AAAUUGGAAAAUAUCACCGGAAAGGCCCGACCCGAAUAUGGAACCCGAAGACGACGAAGAGCCGCCACCGGCUAUUGCAAUCAACGCCGACGUCGUCGUCGGCGAGACCCCACCCCACCAAUCUGAUGUACUGCGCCCUAGUCAACGGCCAGAUUUUGCAGAAGCUCCGGCCGUCGGUGUGACAGUUAUCACAGGAUAUCUCGGCGCCGGCAAGUCGACACUGGUGAAUUAUAUACUGAAUGGACAACACGGGAAGAGAAUAGCAGUGAUAUUGAACGAAUUUGGGGAGGAGAUAGGAGUUGAGAGAGCAAUGAUCAAUGAAGGGGAAGGUGGAGCGCUUGUGGAGGAAUGGGUAGAACUUGCAAAUGGGUGCAUUUGCUGCACUGUCAAACAUAGCUUGGUUCAGGCUCUAGAGCAACUUGUGCAGAGGAAAGAAAGGCUUGACCAUAUAUUACUAGAGACCACAGGACUGGCGAACCCUGCCCCUCUAGCAUCCGUGCUGUGGUUGGAUGAACAGUUGGAAUCAGAUGUUAGGCUCGAUUCCGUUAUCACUGUUGUGGAUGCCAAAAAUCUCCGAUAUCAGCUCAAAUCAAACCAUGACUCGUCAUCUUUUCCUGAAGCAUAUUAUCAGAUUGCAUUUGCGGAUGUUGUGAUUCUUAAUAAGGUUGAUCUGAUAGCUUCUGAUGAUUGUGGAGUUGUCCUAGAAGAUCUUGAGAAGGACAUACAUAAUAUCAAUUCCCUUGCCAAUAUUAUUCAUUCAGUUCGCUGCCAAGUUGACUUGUCCAAGAUACUGAACCGCCGAGCAUAUGAUGCUACACAUGCCGCUCAUUUGGAAGCUUUAUUGAAGGAAAAUAGCACUCUGUCAACCAGUGCUAUCCAUGACAGUGGUGUAAGAACCUUAUGCAUUUGUGAGCUGAAGAAAGUUGAUAUUGAUAAGGUAAAGAUGUGGAUUGAAGAGAUCCUCUGGGAUAAGAAAUAUGGCAUGGAUAUUUAUCGGUGCAAAGGGAUUCUAACUGUUGUAAACUCUGAUCAGCUUUACACGCUGCAGGCUGUGAGGGAAAUAUAUGAGAUUGUUCCGACCCGCAAAUGGAAAGAAGAAGAGAGUAGAAUCAACAAAAUUGUUUUUAUAGGGCGUUCAUUAAAUGAAGAGAUUCUUGUUAAUACCCUGGGAGCUUGCACCAUGUAAUACCCUGCCAAUUUCCUGACCUAUGGCAUGCUGGCGUUGUUGGCGGGGAUGGAUUAUCAUUUCUGAAAAGGUUGGUCUGAUAGAGAGAGCAGGGAUUCUUGUCACACAGCUUCCCGGGGAAGCCGCGGAGAUUGAUCUGCAAAACGGGAGUGACUAGCGCCUGCUUGUAUGCCAAAAACCAUUUGUUAGAAAACGACGUUCAGGAACAAGAACUGUAUGGUGAUCAUCUUGUGUAUGAACAUAAUCUUGACUCCUCGUAAUCACAUCAAGUAUCCUGGUAUUACUGCCAACUAGGAUGCGUGCCUGUUCGAUAGAGGUUACAUAUAAAACUGCCUUGUGCUUUUAUCUGGAAAAAGAUGUCCUCAAAAGGCGGAGUCAGAGGUUAUGACACGAUGUAGAUCAGAGGAAAUGGUGCUGCAGAAGUAGCCAGGUUCAAGGAAAACAGUUAAAUUACUAGUUACCAACAGUUACUGCCAUAAGCCAUGGAAUAUAAGACAUUAUAAGCAACAAUUCUCAUCCCAAAUUUUGUACCCAGCAUGAAUGUCAUUGCUUUAAAGGCUA
Molecule: messenger RNA, 1747 nt
Organism: Sesamum indicum (sesame)
Lineage: Eukaryota; Viridiplantae; Streptophyta; Magnoliopsida; Lamiales; Pedaliaceae
Product: Cobalamin biosynthesis CobW-like protein
Cellular component (GO): cytoplasm
Source: RefSeq, a predicted model, not a curated record